AUGGCGCCGACCGUAGACCCAGCGCUCAUCAAGGCGCUCGGUCUCGAUGCCGCGACGACGAAGAUAUCACCGCACGGAGGUUCUGGCUUCGCAUCCACAUUUCGGCUGACGGCCACUGUCAACGGAGAGGAAGUGGAUUAUUUCGUGAAGACGGGAAGCGGUAGUGAUUCAGAAGUAAUGUUCAGAGGCGAACACGCCUCCCUCAACGCAAUAAACUCCGUCGUCCCCAGCCUCUGCCCCAAAUCCCUCGCCCACGGGCCUCUCUCCAUCCCCAACCAGUUCUUCCUCGCCACCGAAUUCCUUGACUUCUCCCAUUCCUCCGGCGCCGGUUCUGGCCAAUCCCUAGCCCAGAAGCUCGCAAAGCUCCACACAACACCCGCGCCCAUCCCCACAGGACACACAACACCCGCCUUCGGCUUCCCCGUGCCCACGUGCUGCGGCGCGACGGUCCAAGAAAACAGCUGGCAGGAUUCCUGGGCGGCCUUCUUCGGGGAGAAUAGGCUCCGGGCUAUCUUGCUUGAGUGUAAGCGCAAGGGCGAGAGUGACGGGGCUCUAGAGGAUGUCGUGAAUAAUACCAUCGAGAACGUCGUGCCUAUGCUCCUGGGGGAGGACCGGCUCAAGGGCGUGGUGCCCGUUGUUGUUCAUGGGGAUCUAUGGUCUGGGAAUCAUGCGAGGGGACGGAUUGGGGGGAAGGGAGGGGUGGAGGAGGUGGUUUAUGAUCCGUCGUGCGUGUAUGGGCAUUCGGAGUAUGAGUUGGGGAUCGUGAAGAUGUUUGGGGGGUUUGGAUCCGGGUUUUGGAAGGAAUACGAGAGGUUGGUGCCGAAAGGUGAGCCGGUUGAGGAGUGGGAGGAUAGGCUGUUGCUGUAUGAACUGUGA
Molecule: messenger RNA, 876 nt
Organism: Scedosporium apiospermum
Lineage: Eukaryota; Fungi; Ascomycota; Sordariomycetes; Microascales; Microascaceae
Product: Fructosamine-3-kinase
Exons: 2
Coding region: 1-876 (291 amino acids)
Source: RefSeq, a predicted model, not a curated record